Entrophospora candida is the source of this 4170-nucleotide messenger RNA. Lineage: Eukaryota; Fungi; Glomeromycota; Glomeromycetes; Entrophosporales; Entrophosporaceae. The record is from the annotation of a GenBank genome assembly.
AUGACCGAUAAUCUUGAUAAUAUAAUAGAAGUUGAAAAACAAAAUAUUAUUAUUACUUGUAAUGACAGUAGUGGUAGUGGUAAAAAAAAAGAUCAAUAUUAUAUUACAAUUAGUGAUGAUGGAAAAUAUAUAGCUAGGCUUGAUUGUAGUAAGGAUGAAAGUUUAAGAUUAAAAAUUACACAUCAUGAAAAUUUUGAAUUAUUAAAUAAUGAUGAUAAUGAUAGUGACAGUGAUAAAGGACAAGACAAAAUAAAGAUUUGUGAUAUUGUUAAAAAAUUAACGUUUUUAGAUGAACUUAAUCCAUAUGUAAAACCUUCAGAGGCAAGAGAUCUACAAGAAGAAAAAAUAAAAAAUGAUAAUAUAAAACAAAAAGAAAAAACAAAAGGGGAUAAUAGAAAACAAGAACAAACAAAAAAGGGUAAUAGAAAACAAGAACAAACAAAAAAGGAUAAUAGAGAACAAGAAGAACAAAUAAAAGAGGACAAUAGAAAACUUUUAAUUUGGUCAUUUUCUAUAUCAAAUACGAUUUCUUUUAAUGGUAAACCAACAAUUUUAGUAGCAAUUUCAAGAGUAGUACCAAAUGAUAUGAUUGAUCGUGAUAGACCAAGUAAACACUUACUUGAUAAACUCAAGGAAUACGAAGAACUCAAAUUAAAAUAUCAAAAUAUGAAAGAAUUUUAUUAUCCCUUGCAUUCACAACCUUCUAGUACUAUUAAUUUUGAUGAAAAUGGAAUUUGUUUAACUAGUAAUAUUGGUGGAAUAGUGAGAUUUUUACCAGAAGUUGAAAAAACCAAAACAAGUCUUUUAAUAACAAAUGUAAAAGGAUUUCAUAAAUCUCUUGAUAAUUUAGAUAAACCAAAUAUUCAUUCAAGUUUAAAAUUAAAAAGAUUUCUUUUUCCACCAAAACUCAAAAAAGAUAUUGAAAUUUGGUUUAAACAAAUACCUUGUUUGGAAAGACUUGUUUCCUGUAUUUAUAAAAACUAUUUUCUAUUUAAUCAAUAUAAAGACAGAAUCCAAACAAUGGAAUUAUAUUCAAUGUUAACAAUGGAAGCAGAACAAAGUUUUUUUACUCGUGAAGAAUUAAAAACUCAAAAAUAUGGUACCCCUGCUUAUGCAAUUUCAUUAAACAAACUUUUGCUGGCAUUUACACGUGGAAAUAAAGAUAUUAGAAUCUAUUCUAUGGAAUCAGGUCUUUUUAUUGCUUUAAAAAGUUUGGAUGACAAAGAUGAAGUUUUAUUUCUAGAAUUUAUACGUGAUGAUGAAAGAUUAUUCAUUAUUACACGAAAUGACACCAAUCAUGAAAUCUCUAUAAAAAUUUGGGAUAUUUUUAAUUCUUCUCCUGAAGAUUUUAAAUAUGAAAUUAAAAAUGAUAUUAUUCCAAAAAAAAUUGAUUGUUUGAAUAUUGCAAGAUCAAAUGGGAUGAUUUUUUUUGUUAAAGAAGAUGGCAAAGUCUUAAAUGUUCUUGAAAAUAUUGAAUUCAAAGAAUUCAAAGUAUUUGAAAAUGAUGAUGACAAUGAUGGAAUAAAAGAAGAAAAAUCAUUUACUGUAUUUAAAGAUUUUAUGAAAGUUGACAAAUAUUUAAAUCAUUGGUAUUAUUGUGCAGAAGAUGAUUCUGAUAAACAUAAAAUAUUUGAUCCUUUUGAAAAACAUGGUGAUCUUGGUGGUCCAAAAACUUUACUAUUAGUAGAUAAUAAGGAAAAAUUGGUUGAUGUUGAUCAAAUUACACCAAUAGUAAAUAAUAAGGAACAAUGGGUUGAUAGAAAAAAUUAUGAAAAAACAUCUGCUUUUAUUGAUGAAAAUCGAUCAUUACAAUUAUUUAUUGGUUUAACUACUGUUCAAAUAUGGCGUAAAGUUACUGAUGAAUUCCAUGUUCUUGAAUAUAUUUGGAUGCUUAAUCAUGUUGAAAAAGAAAAAAAAAACAAUAACAAUGAUGUGGAAAAUGAAAAUCAUGAUGGUCACAAACAUUUAAAAAUAAAGAAUUUGAGAGUUGGUUGUAGAAAAUUUGAACUGGAAGUUACUUGGGGUGAUGAUGUGAUCAGCAAAAAAAUCCAAUGGCCUUAUCCAGAUCAAUAUGUAACACCUAUAAGACAUGCUUGUAAGGCUCUUGAGUAUCUUAAUUUUAAAAAAGAUUUAUUAGUAAGCUAUAAAAAACAACAUAGAUUUGAAGAAAUGUAUGAAUCUAUUGUAAAAAUUAUUUUGAAAUUCAUUAGAGACAAACCUGAAAUAUGGAAACUUAUGGAUACUCGUUAUGAGGUUAUGUCAAACCUUAUCAAUGGUGGAGUUAAUUCUCUUAUAAAGCAUAUUUUAUUUGGUAAAGAUCAAAUUGGAGACAAUAUAUUAGCAAUCAAUUAUUACACUGAAAAAAAUGAUAAUUUAAUUGUAGGCUAUUUAUUAGAAUAUUAUUCCAACAAUGCUAUUGAACAUAUUGGAUGGAUGAUCACUGUUUCAACAACUUUACCUUUACUUUUCCAAUCUCAUUUAGAAAAUUAUGUGUAUGAUUUAUUUUAUAAAGAAUGUUUUGCUGGUAAUAACAUAGGAAUAAAUUUUAAACUUUUUUUGGAUAAAGAAUUGACUGAUAAUAGUAUAGGAAUAAAUUUUAAACUUAAAGAAGAUACUGAAAGCAACAUCCUGCAAAAUAGUGUAAAGAAAAUUCCUUUUAACAAAGUAGCUUUUGGAAAAGAUAAUCAAAAUAGAGCAAAUGAAAUUAAAGAUAAAAUUGUUCAAAAAGCUGAAGGAAAAAACAAACACACUAAAGUACCAUUCAACUUGUGUGUAGUACCACUUCCAAAUUUCACAGUUAAUAAGAUUGAAAAGAAAAAAAAAGUAGUUACAACUUUCCUAGCUUUUCUUAGACGUUUUAUACUUCCUCAUAAGUAUAUUGAUGAUGAAGAAAAACUUAGUUCAUUUAUUCAAAUGAUUGGAUUGGAUGGAAAAGGUUUAAUCUUUGAUAAUCCAGCAAUAGAAGCUUUAAUAAAUUUUCGUUGGAGACCUGCAAAAAUAUAUUUUUCAUUACUUUUUUUUAUUUUUAUACAAUAUGCAGUUUGUUAUGGUAUCUUAGUUUGGGCCUAUACAACAUAUCAAAAUAGUUCAAGUAAUCUUCGAACCUUUUUAAUUUUAGUUAUGAGUUAUUUUUAUUUUACAGGAUAUCAUCUUUUAUUAACUGAAUUCAGACAAUUAAAAUACUAUGGAUUUAGAAAAUAUUUUUCUGAUAAAUACAACAUAUUGGAUAUUAUUGCUAUUAUUGUACCCUUAAUAGUUGGAACAUCUAUAAUAGUUAAAUCAUUUGAAAUUGAAGAUGCAUUUGGUAGUGUUAAACCUGAUCAAGGAACAAUUGCUGCUAUAUCUUUUUCAGUGUUAUUUCUUUGGAUUGAAUUUCUUUCAUACCUUAGAUUAUUUGAAGAAAAUCUUUUGGUAACUGUUUGGCCACUUUUGUUAUUUAUGCUUAUUGUUAUAUUGGCAUUUGCUCAUACAAUGUAUAUAUUGCUACAAAAACCAGAUGAUAUAGGAUUAGUACCAAAUGUGAAUACAUAUUCUAUAAUCAAUACAAAUGAUAAAACAUUAUAUAAUGAUAUAACAAUUAAAGCAGAUUUUGAUAGCACAUCAUCAAUUGAUAAUCCAUUUUCAAAUUUUUUUAAUUCAAUUCCAGCUGCAUAUUUUUGGAUUAAUGGUAACUGGAUAAAUAGGGAUACUUAUGGCAGUUAUUUUGCAGUUCAAAUUUUAUCUUUAAUUGCAAGCUUUAAUGUGUAUGAAAACACAUCACAGCAAAGUAAACUUGAACUACUCAAGCUCCAAGCUACUUUCAUAUCAGACUAUGAGGCUUUGGAUUUAGAAGAUGAUUUUUUAAAUCCUCCUAAACCUGAUCCGAAAUACAUUUGUUAUAAUAAUAAUAAUCUUGAUUCAUGGAAAGAAAGAACCAAAUCUAAAAGAGGUUGUUUAUACACAAAAUACGAAAAUGAAAAUUCUUAUAUUCAAUACAUUCUUGAAAAAAAGGAUUUUGACCAUCAAGAUGGUUCUUUAUGGCAGAUUUAUAAUAAAUUAGAUGAUUUCAAUGAUGAUGAUGUUAAUGAAAAAAUUUCAAAUUUAGAAAAAAAAAUGGAUAUCAAUAAUGGGAAAAUGGAUAUCAUAAUGUCACAAUUACAACAAUUACAACAAUUACUCAAAAAACCUUGA